UCAAGCCCCCCUCCACCUCCCCUCAGUAGAAACUGUGCCUGAUUUGUGGCCGAUGUUGGAGAUGUAACCUAGAGGAGGGGGGAGAAAAAGGAGAAGGAGGCAAAAACACUACGAGGAGGGUAGCUAUGGAGAUGGAGCACUUUCCUGCCUGCUUUCUUUGACAGGUGUCGAGUAAGGGAGGGUAAAGAAGGAAAAAAGUCUUGAAAGCAGAGUCCAACAUGUACGCCAAAGGUAAAGGAGCUGUCGUGCCGUCCGAUAGCCAAGCGAGGGAGAAGUUAGCUUUAUACGUCUAUGAGUACCUGCUACAUGUCGGCGCUCAGAAAUCAGCACAGACCUUCCUGUCUGAGAUCCGGUGGGAGAAGAACAUUACUCUAGGAGAGCCCCCAGGAUUCUUGCAUUCAUGGUGGUGUGUAUUCUGGGACCUGUACUGCGCGGCUCCGGACCGACGCGAAACCUGUGAGCAUUCCAGUGAGGCCAAGGCCUUCCAUGACUACAGCGCGGCAGCAGCCCCCAGUCCGGUUAUGGGAAACAUGCCCCCUAAUGAUGGAAUGCCUGGAGGACCCAUGCCCCCUGGCUUCUUUCAGGGCCCUCCCGGCUCGCAGCCGUCUCCCCACGCACAGCCUCCCCCACACAACCCCAGCAACCCCAUGAUGGGACCCCAUGGCCAGCCGUUCAUGUCUCCGCGGUACCCAGGUGGACCCCGGCCGUCCCUCCGUAUGCCAAACCAGCCUCCUGUUGGAGUUCCAGGGUCACAGCCACUCUUGCCAAACAGUCUGGAUCCCACUAGACCACAAGGACAUCCCAACAUGGGCGGCCCAAUGAGAAUGAAUCCGCCUCGAGGGAUGGGUGGCAUGGGCCCACAGAACUAUGGUGGGAUGAGGCCACCACCCAACUCUCUCGGUGGGCCUGGCAUGCCAGGAAUGAACAUGGGUCCAGGAGGGCGAGGUCCUUGGCCGAAUCCCAACACUAACUCUAUAGCAUACUCCUCUUCAUCUCCGGGCAACUAUGUGGGUCCGCCAGGAGGAGGUGGGCCUCCAGGUACCCCCAUCAUGCCUAGUCCAGGAGACUCCACAAACUCCAGUGAAAAUAUCUACACAAUGAUGAACCCCAUCGGUCCAGGAGGCAACCGGCCCAAUUUCCCGAUGGGUCCAGGCCCUGACGGCCCGAUGGGAGGGAUGGGCUCCAUGGAGCCUCAUCAUAUGAAUGGAUCAUUAGGUUCUGGUGACAUGGAUGGGUUGCCAAAGACUGUGCUUGUUCUGCAGAACUCGCCCAACAACAUGGCAGGUAUGAACAACCCACCGGGCACGCCACGGGACGACGGAGAGAUGGGCGGAAACUUCCUCAACCCGUUCCAAAGCGAAAGUUAUUCACCCAACAUGACGAUGAGUGUGUGAUUUCUUCUUUUUUAUUAUUUGAUUUUUUUUUUUUUGUUGUUGUUUUAUUUUAUUUUGUAUUUGUUUUGUACCCUUCCGAUUCCGACCCUCGUUCCUUUUGAACCUUCUCCACUCUGGUUCCCACCCCUGCCCGUGGGACUUUGGGCCGGGACCCCUGCGCAGCCUCCUGGGACUCAGGCCAAGGCGGCCCAUUCCGGGGCGUGCAAAAUGGCCUGCAACAGGAAGCAGCCCCCGAGCCACAGGAAGAGCCUGCUGACUGACUCGCCCUGCCUGCCGGGCUUUCUCUCUGGCUCAGGACACUGAAGGGGGGCUUCAAAACCGUGCAUACACACACACGCGCACGCACGCAUGCACACGCACACACACAUAUACACAAAAGGACGGACUGAUGGGCAGGAACGCGUGAGCCCGCAGCGCUUGACUUUGGCUGCUCGACUCCUUUUAAAACUCACUCCAUCUCUUGUUAUCUUGUUGAUUUUGAGUUUUGUUCUUUCUUUCUCAAUGCAGUAGUUUUCACCUCGGGAUUUCUGAUCCUGUUUUUUUUCCCACCCCUCACCCUCCAUUUCAAUGUGUACAUUUUUAAAUGCAAGAGUGAACUCAUGAAGAUGUGAUGGGCUAUGAAAGUUUUCAUUAUUUUUGUGUAUGUAUUGUAUUAUUAAUGAUUGUUUUUUUUUUUUAUUAUUAUUAUUUUGUAUUAAUAUUUCAAUGAUUAUUGAUUAGGGUAUUUUUCCUCAGAAGGGCACAUUGUAUCUCAACAACCACGAAACCGACAGAGUAAGCACAUUCAUGAUACAUGGCGGGAAACAUCCCAUCAUUUUUGUGAUUUUAGUCUGUGUUCUAAUGUUUUGGGCUGAAAGCUUUGUAUAUUUUUUUAUUUUUCAAUUGUGUUUUGAAAUUCCAGUAUAGCUUCGAUAUCCCACUUGAGAAAGGCGUUCCAGGGUGCAAAGCAUUUCAGUAACUUCACUCCAUGCUUUCGCAGUCAUCAGGUUCUCUAUCCAGCAGUCCAGGGUCGCUGUAACUCAACCCAACCUGGCCUGGGACGUAAAUUCACUCCUGGUCUACUUUUUUGUUGUUGUUGUUGUUUUUUGUGUUUUUUUUUUUUUUUUUUUUUUUUUUUUUUAACAGAGUGGGAAAAUGCUGUUGCCCCUUAGCUGAAAACGUGUUCGCUUAAAGAAAGGCAUUUUAUUGUGGUACUAUAAAUAGUGGUUAUAAUUCUUAUUAUAACUCAGUCAUAUUUUAUUUAUUAUUUUACCUUUUUUUCUUUUUAAUGAAUUGUCGUGUGUAUGUCUUGCAACAUGCAACGCUUCAGGACAUAUUGUAAACAUGUAAAUAUGCCAGUCUAAGAUACCUCCUACUGAUUUGUACCGUUGUACCCUCUGUAUACUCUGCCCUGUUUUUCAACCCCGCCCUCCAGCAUGUUCAGAAAAACAAGGCGUCUCGGGGAAACAGGCGCCCGCUGAGACACAGUCACGUGGUUUUUGUUCUUUCCGAUAGAACGGAAAGAACUGCUUUCGGCUCAGCAGCGCGUAGCAGAGGAGGCCGCCGGUCCUCCGCCUCGCCCCGGCUUCGGCUCCUGGAACACAUUUUGUUUGAACCCAACCCCCAAAAAUCUGCAGAUCUUCAGUACAUUUGCUGAUGUUCCUGCAAGGUACUGUCACAGUGUCUGUCCCCAAGUCUGUUGUACAGACGUUCUGCAAAACUGUGGUUGAAAUCUUGGUCGAACGCUGCUUGUAAAUAACCCCCGGCUACUGUGUUGUUACUAGCCAAACUAAUCUGACUGUGACUUUUUUUAUUUUCCCUGUUGGAGCACACUGCAUUGGAAGACUACCUAGAACUGCCCUAGAACCCUGAACCUCCAUCCAGGUUUCUUACGAACAUUCACGUCUCAAAACCAUCAAUGUGACCGGCUCCACGACGGGUGCUUCUCAUUGAAAACUGACUUUCUCAAUCUUCUUGUGUCUGGAGGCCCUCGACACAACACACUGUGGCUGUGAACCCACACCAACGUGCGGAGCUCCACAUCACUCGGCAUCAGUGCAGUGUUCCUCCUGUUUUGUUUCUUUUCCCGCCUGUUUUCGUUGCGUUUAAGCAAAAUGUGUUUUAGGAUUCAGUCUUGCGCUGAGGAAACUAUCCUCAGCCGAAUAAACCACCGAGGAGAGGCAUGUGAAAUGGUCAGUAAGAGGUAACGAGUCAUGGACAGGGCCCUCAACGCCAGGAGCCUCUCGUUUCACUCUUUCACUUCAGCGUACUCCCAAAGCCUCUUCAGCUUUCAGUCUGUCGACCACCCUCUAAACACAUCAUGUCUCUUCUAUUUUUGUUCUGUUUGGUUGUAAAUACUGUAAAAUGCAUUUUGAUAUCAUUGACAUGUUUUGAUAUUUCCGUCACUACCAAUGAACACAGCGCUGGUUUAAAAAAAAAAAAAGAUGUAAAGAAAAAACACAACUCCCAUUUAUAGCUGAAGAGACAGCAAACUCUCUGUCCCUGGCCAUUCCCCCAGUGUACAACCAACACAAGACAAGUGGAAAAGGAGGGAACAUUUGGUGAACCCCUUUUUGUACUGACCUACAGACACAUUUAUUUAAAAAAAAAAAAAAACAAUAAUGUAAAGAUGAAAGUUUGAUAUGUGGAAGGGUACCAGGUGGCGAGAGGCAGCUCUGUAGCAGAAAACCACGCGGUCCCUCCUCACACACAAACGUGUUUCAGACUUCAGUGCUCAGGAUCAGCGUCCGUCUUUUAUGAAAGAUGACGUCACGUGGUUCCCCUGGAGACGGGAAAAGGCGCGAAAAAGAAGACGUGAACAUUUAAGGCCUUCGUGUACUUUCAGCAGAAAGAAGCUGCGCAAAGCCGACACCAGCUUACAAGCUUGUACGUUUUCUGCGGCUUCGUUUUCGGCCCGUUUGCACUGACCAAUCACAGGCCUUGUUUGUUUUCUCCACAGUUACGUCAUACUGGUCGCCAAAGCCAGAAGCUGCAAAAAAAAUAGCGAGGCUUUUUUUUUUGGCUUGUUUGUUCAGUUUUUGGAGUUUGUGUUUUUUUGGUCACUCACGUUAAUUGAAUGCUGAUUUACCUUUUUUUUUUGUCCCUUGUUUUUUGGUCUCCAGGGAAACCAUGUUACGAAAUAAAAACAAAAACAGGCCAUUACGCAAACGCGUUUCACGUUCUCGCAAAAAACUUGCGCAUCUCUGAAAUGUUAAGGGACCACAGACUUUGCUAUGAAGGAUUUCUCUCUUUUUUUAAAUCUAUUUAAACUAAAAAUGUAUAAAAAAAAGACGAUUAAGAAAAAGCGUACCUACGAGUUGUAAAAAGUAGUAAUAAAAAGGGAGGGAGCAUCGGGAGAAGCUGUUUUUUCUAGGUCGCCGUUGUCCUCGCCCUUGUUCUCCGUGUAAAACUUGUCACAUCGGCCGUUUCCGUUCCACCGUCGUGCUGUUAUGAUGAUGUACCAUUAGCAGGAAUGGCAGGGAGGUGAGGAUGCGUAAAAGGGGUCGGGGAUGAGACCAUUUUUCUCCUGCGCCGUUUCAUCGUUCUUUCCGAGAAACAAAACAACAAAAAAGCAGUAUUGAGUAUGAAGCAGUGGCCUCCUCGGUUUUGCUUUGUAUUUCAUGUUAGGCUAGUUUGGAUCCUCGUCUUAGGGGCUUUUUUCGUGUCUCGUGUAGUUAACGAAGUCCUUUGUAUGUUUCUUUAUAUUGUAAAGUUUCUUUAGACUGAAAAAAGUCGUUUAUUGAAAAGAUGGGAAAACUGCAUCAAUAAUAAAUGUAUUUUUUUGGUUGUUUUCUUUUUUUUCUUCAUGGAGUCGUCACUUAUUUUUGCUCGUGUCCCUUCGUUGUAGAUAAAAAUUUAAGACUAAUAAAAUAACGUAACCCCUUUUACCAA
This is a messenger RNA of Pygocentrus nattereri (red-bellied piranha), 5264 nucleotides long. RefSeq lists its product as uncharacterized. Gene Ontology annotation, biological process: positive regulation of transcription by RNA polymerase II. The record is from RefSeq and is a predicted model, not a curated record. The transcript is spliced from 18 exons. Bases 219 to 1394 code for a protein of 391 amino acids. Gene Ontology annotation, cellular component: nucleus. NCBI's taxonomy places the organism in Eukaryota, Metazoa, Chordata, Actinopteri, Characiformes, Serrasalmidae. Gene Ontology annotation, molecular function: single-stranded DNA binding; protein binding.